Molecule: messenger RNA, 507 nt
Organism: Ctenocephalides felis (cat flea)
Lineage: Eukaryota; Metazoa; Arthropoda; Insecta; Siphonaptera; Pulicidae
Exons: 2
Coding region: 1-507 (168 amino acids)
Molecular function (GO): nucleic acid binding
Source: RefSeq, a predicted model, not a curated record
AUGGCAGAGGACCUUAACAUAUCUGACCGUAGCAUCUGCCGCAUACUGAAAAAUGAUCUCAAGGUCAAGCCUUAUAAGAUCCAGAAGGCACAUGAUCUUACGCCGAAGCAGCAGCAAGUGAGACUUCAGAGAGCUAAGGAGAUGCUUCGCCGGGCCGAAAGUGGUAAAUUUUCGAACAUUGUGUUUUCCGACGAGAAAAUUUUCACAACUAAGCAAUACGUAAACUCUCAAAACGAUAGGGUUUACUUGACUGAACGUUCAGACAAAAAUUUGAGCCAUCGACUGGCCACCAGGAGGCAACACCCGCCACAGAUAAUGGUUUGGCCCGCUGUAACCGCAGAUGGGCGGCCUCCAAACGUUUUCAUCGAGCCUGGCGUCAAGUAUGAAGAGUUGGAUCUUCCUGAAUGGCUCGGUUUAUUAGACGAUGGAGUUUGCUGGCAUAUUCUAGAAAACUCAGAAGAAGAUACUCGGUCGAAAGAACUACCUCCUGUGACCGGAGAGCCGUGA